Messenger RNA from Linum trigynum, 1452 nucleotides. The record is from the annotation of a GenBank genome assembly. Lineage: Eukaryota; Viridiplantae; Streptophyta; Magnoliopsida; Malpighiales; Linaceae.
AUGACCCGUAGCCAGUCAGGAGGUUUACUGCCGUUGAAUCCAGAGAUUGACCGCACCUGUCGCCAACUCAGGAGACAACAACGAGCUAGACUGGCUACGGAGGAGCGCCUAGACGGCCACUUGAGUAGCGAUUCUGAAGUAGAGUACGGGAUGGACGGAGACUACAAUCAGCACCAGGGGAAUCCUCAACAGGCUCCCCCGGUGAAUCAGGUCCUGGGGAACAACCCCAUACCCCAGGAUCAUGGAGUUCAUCAUCCACCGCAGCCGGGUCCCACCUUGGAGUACUACUACACUCCUCGGAUUGCUGACAUCCGCCCGGUCAUCCUCUACCCACCUAUUCCAGCAAACAACUUCGAGAUCAAGCCAUGCUGGAUUCAGCUCAUCACAUCCUCUAUCCAGUUUCAUGGCUUGAAGGAUGAGGAGGCCAGGGUACAUCUGUCCCAUUUUCUGCAGCUGACGAACGGGUUCAAGCUGAAUGGUGUCCCGGAUGAUGAAAUCCGCCUUCAUCUCUUCCCCCAUUCUCUGGCGGGGAAUGCUAAGAGGUGGUUGGAGACCCAGCCCCCAUUGUCCAUCACCUCUUGGGACAAUCUGGCUAGCAAAUUCGUGCACAGGUACUAUCCGGCAUCGAAGACUACAGAGAUUCAGCGGGAGAUCACUCACUUCCGCCAAGAGCCAGAUGAGUCACUUCGUGAUGCAUGGGAGCGGUACAUGGGAUAUUUCUGGCAGUGUCCCCAUCAUGGCUUUAGUGAUGCAUUCACAGUGGGGAACUUCUACAAUGCUCUCUCCCCAGAUAGCCAGAGGGUGAUUGAGUCUUUAUGCCCAGGAGGGGAUGUUCUCACUAAGACUCCACCCGAGCUGAACCAGAUGAUUAAUACUUUGGCUGCCAGAGAUCAUUCUUGGAGGCAGAGCAGCCGAGGCAGACAUUCCCGGGAUCGUGGUGUGCACGCCAUGGAGUCCAGAUCCGGACUCGAGCAGCAGGUAGCUGAGCUAGUGCAGACAUUGAAGCAGCCCAACAGUCUUAUUCCGGGCAGAGGUAUGGCUAUACCUCCAGUUGCUCAGUGUCAGUGGUGUGAGAGCUCGAAUCACUUAGUGGAAGACUGCCAGGCUAUGAGGGAGUCUACUACUCCCCAAGAGCAGUUGGACUUCAUCGCCAAUGCCCGGCGCCUCGACCCGUACAGCAACACAUAUAAUGAGGGGUGGCGCCAGCAUCCCAACUUCUCUUGGGGCAGCAACACCACUAAGCCACCUGGUUUCCCAGCACCAGCUGGUGGCUUUCAGCAGAGGCAGCCCUAUCAGGCUCGACAGGGCCCAGUUCCACAGCAGCAGCCCUACCAGCCUAGACAGGGCAACCACAGCAGUAGCCCUACCAGCCUAGGCAAGGGCAACCAUUCCAGCAGCCCCCGCGCCAGUUUGCCAAGCCAGCAGCAGCCCCAGUUCCAGAUACUCAGAUGA